Messenger RNA from Cyphomyrmex costatus, 2816 nucleotides. Its product is annotated as zinc finger protein 493. Gene Ontology annotation, molecular function: DNA-binding transcription activator activity, RNA polymerase II-specific; RNA polymerase II cis-regulatory region sequence-specific DNA binding. Gene Ontology annotation, biological process: DNA integration; regulation of transcription by RNA polymerase II. The coding region runs from base 131 to 2740 and encodes 869 amino acids. The transcript has 4 exons. The record is from RefSeq and is a predicted model, not a curated record. Lineage: Eukaryota; Metazoa; Arthropoda; Insecta; Hymenoptera; Formicidae. Gene Ontology annotation, cellular component: nucleus.
AUAAUUUUUUCAAACAAACGCAGCAACUGGGAAUUGAUACAAGUCGAAUUUAUGUGACGUUAUAGGGAAAUGGUAAAGAGAGCAGUAGGAACAAAGAAACAGUAUUAAGUACAACAUAUGAUAAAUAAUAAUGAACAAAGAAAUGCCAUUAAGUGUGGAAUGGAUACCACAAAAUGCAUAUAUAAACAAUUCUUUGGAUCACUCGCUACCGGAAGACAGAAAUCAGGACUUCUUAAUCAUAAAGCAAAAAACAGAGUUCUUUCAAAGUACCUUGAAUUCACAACAGUCUGCGCAAAACAAAAUCGUGCAUCUACAAGUUUUGUCUAAAGAGAACAAGGAAAUCAAACAAGAGAGUAGUUAUUUAAAUGCAAAACCCUGCCAAACAGAUUCUUUAAAUCAGCCAUCCAAAGGAUUGACUGAUGAUUCGGAAAAAUUAUAUAAUAAAGGUCGCAUCGACGUAAUAGAGAUGACAGUAGAUUCAACGUUGAAUUAUAAGUAUUUUUUUGUUUAUGAAGAUCAGGUUUCCAAAUUUGUUAUACUAAGGGCUCUCCAUAGCAAUACAGCUAAAGAGGUUGCAACAAAUUUGUUAGAUGUAUUGGGAAUCAUAGGAGUACCGCGAGUAUUACAGAGCGGCAAUGGACGUAUGUUUGCUGAACAAGUUGUAUGUGAACUACAUUCGAUAUGGAAUGAUUUGUUCAUACUGCAUGGAGACACAUCUAAAUGCGAAGUUAGCUGCAGGGAUUUUAAGAGUUUGCUUGAAUCUUGGAUGAAAAAAAAUCCAACUAAGACCUGGUGCGAGGGACUGAACUUUAUACAGAUUGUUCAUAACACGACAUAUCGCUAUCAGAACGGUAGAGUUCCAUAUGACAUAUUGUUCAAACAAAAUGCAUGUGAAAAUUUUCAAGGUAUUGGAAAAGAUACAGAAAAUUUGAGAACAGAAGAAGAAUUGAUUAAACAUUUGUCGAAUAAAAUGGAUGGAGGUGAGGCAAUGACGGAAGACACACAGAGUACAUCAAACAAUACCAAUCAUUGCGAAGAGAACGAAAAUAUACGAAAUACACAGAGUCAAAAUGCACUUUUAAAGACCGACGAUGCAAACUUUAAUUGCGUCAUCGUGAAGAAUGAGUCUCUGAAUAAUGUACAUACGAUGGAUUCAAUAUCUACAGAUAAAAUAGCCAUGAAGAGUGAUUCGAAAGUCAAUGAAGAUACUCAAUCCCUCAAAUGCCAGUACUGUCAAAAGCAAUACAUGAAAAUAGGGCAUUUGAAAAAUCACAUAAGAAUUCACAAAGCAAAACAGGUUCUUCAUUGCAAGCUGUGCAAUAAAACGUUUAGCGUUCUGAGAUUAUUCGAGAAGCAUAUGAAACAAUCACAUGGAAAAGAUAAAGCUGAUGAAGAAAAAGGGAUAUCGGUCAGAAAAACGAGAAAUAUUACCAAUGCAAAAUCUAUUCAAAUAACACAUGAAACAUUCAAUCCUGAAAUAAUAAACGAAAAUUGUGAUGUGUCACUCGACACGAGAGAAUCCUCUAGCAAAGUCAAUAAGAGUCCCAACCAAACGGGGAAACGGAAACUGCCCGCGGAGAACCGCAUAUCAAAGACACAAUCUCUAAAGUGUACAUUUUGUAAGCAAAAAUUCAGCUUUCCAAGCGUGCUAGAAAGACAUAUCCGAUCGCACACCAACGAACGGCCGUACGAGUGCGAAGUAUGUAAAAAGAGUUUCAAGCAACUGGGUCAUCUUAGUCAACAUUCACUGACCCAUCAUGACUAUCGUUCGUUCCAGUGUACAGUAUGCAGUGUAAAGUUUGACUCGUUGGAUUUACUGAAGCAACAUGCGCACUCGCAUAAAGGUGACACCACGACAACGACAUCGAAGGUACGUGAUGUCUAUCGUCUGUUUGAGUGUGACAGCUGUAAAAAGGUAUUCACAACGAAAAGCGUACUAGAGCGACACAUAUUCACGCACACGCAGGAACGUCAGUACGAUUGUAAGGUAUGCGGCAAGCGAUUCAAGCAAGCUGGUCACGUCAAGUCGCACAUGUUGGUGCACACUGGUGAGCGUCGUUUUCAGUGUACCAUAUGUUCAAAACGUUUCAGUCUCUCGAACUCGUUGAAGAAACACAUGUACGUGCACAACGGCGAAAAGCCGUAUCAGUGCGAUGUGUGCGGUGCACGUUUCCUUGAGAGGCGCAACCUCAACGGCCACUUGCUGACGCACACCAAUGAGCGUCCGUACUGCUGUAAGAUCUGCGGUAAACGGUACACCCUAGCGGACACUCUGCGCCGUCACGUCAGUGCCGCGCAUGAAGAUGGUCGUACGUACCAAUGCGAGAUUUGUGCCAAAAUGUUCAAGCAAUUGGCACAUCUGUCGGUGCACAAAAAGGUACAUAACGACGAACGACCGUUCCAAUGUCAUUUAUGCGAAAAGAACUUCAAGCAUAAGAACGUACUCAAGUCGCACCUGGCGAUUCAUGCGAACGUACGGCCAUUCGAGUGUGAUGUAUGCAAGGCGACGUUUGUCAGGAAGACGAAUCUGCAAACGCACAUUUCGUCGGCGCACAUGAACGAGCGUCCAUAUACCUGUACUAUCUGCGGCAAGCGAUUUAAGCAGAUCAGUCAUCUAAACGGUCACGUUGUAGUGCAUAGCAAUUUGAUGCCUUACAAGUGCGAUUAUUGCGAUCGCCGAUGCAAUCGACUAGAUAAUUUGAAGAAGCAUAUGCGCCUUCAUACGAAAAAUAAGGAAUAAAAGAAAUAUUUUGGCGAAUUAAUAUCUUGUUUUUUUUUUUUUAAGGCAAGAUAUUAAUACACUCCUGAACGGCAUA